AUGUCGUCUGCAGGGGCGUUGUUUUUUUUUCUUUAUCGGCAUCACUUAACCAUUCUUUUCUAUUUUCUUUCUUUUUUUCCACUUAUCACCAUUUUUAUUAUUCACUUUAUUAUUUUUUCUUAUUGUGUAAAAAAAUCUUCCUCUUUUUCUUCUUCUUCAAUUGUUUCACUUCUCCCUCAUUUUAUCUCUUUCUAUCUGUAUACAAAUGUAUUCCGAAUACGGGAAGUGUUUUUUCUUCCUUUCUUUUUUUCUUUUUUUUUCUUUCUUUCUUUCUUUCUUUCUUCUUUCUUUCUUUCUUUCUUUCUUUCUUUCUUUCUUUAUUUCUUUAUUUCUUUUCUUUCUUUCUUCAAUAACUUUGAAAAUAUUUGUAACGGUUCUUUCUUUCUUUUCUUCCUCUUUGCUCUGAUUAGCUACUUCUUGUUUACAUUUUUGUUUUAUUCUUCCUUCCUUCUUUCCUUUCCUUUCUUUCUUUCUUUCUUUCUUUCUUUUUUCUUUCUUUCUUUCUUUCUUUUUUCUUUCUUUCUUUCUUUUUCAUCGCAGGUGGUUCUUUCUUUCUUUCUUUCUUUCUUUCUUUCUUUCUUUCUUUCUUUCUUUCUUUCUUUCUUUGUCCUUCUCCAAUCUCCUUCAAGUUUUAUGCGACUAUCUCUUUCUUUUUUUUCGCUCAACCUGUUUCAAAAUCUUGUUUUUGUCAGUCUGCGACAGUGA
Molecule: messenger RNA, 705 nt
Organism: Acanthosepion pharaonis
Lineage: Eukaryota; Metazoa; Mollusca; Cephalopoda; Sepiida; Sepiidae
Source: the annotation of a GenBank genome assembly